AUGGGCAAAAAAAGGGAAACCUUAGUAUUAAACGAACAGUGGUUCAUCCUCAAGGUUCCCGCUCCACCAGUCGAUCAGUGCACAUCAACCUUGGAAAAGCUGGUCAAAGCCGCCAAGAGUCCACUUGUGCAUCCACGGAUGCUCUAUGUUGUACUGAGAUUUCGCGCUGGUACCAUGGACAAGCUGAAAGCUAUCUCUGGAUGGCUUGGGGUCGGUACCAGAACAAUGCUCUGGAUUUUCGCGGGAUCUGCAUGGAGAGAGAUGAUGACGUGA
Messenger RNA from Penicillium samsonianum, 273 nucleotides. RefSeq lists its product as uncharacterized. The transcript has a single exon. The coding region runs from base 1 to 273 and encodes 90 amino acids. The record is from RefSeq and is a predicted model, not a curated record. NCBI's taxonomy places the organism in Eukaryota, Fungi, Ascomycota, Eurotiomycetes, Eurotiales, Aspergillaceae.